Molecule: messenger RNA, 621 nt
Organism: Biomphalaria glabrata
Lineage: Eukaryota; Metazoa; Mollusca; Gastropoda; Planorbidae
Exons: 1
Coding region: 1-621 (206 amino acids)
Source: RefSeq, a predicted model, not a curated record
AUGGGGCCCAGGAGCUCAUCAUGGGGCCCAGGAGCUCAUCAUGGGGCCCAGGAGCUCAUCAUGGGGCCCAGGAGCUCAUCAUGGAGCCCAGGAGCUCAUCAUGGGGCCCAGGAGCUCAUCAUGGGGCCCAGGAGCUCAUCAUGGGGCCCAGGAGCUCAUCAUGGGGCCCAGGAGCUCAUCAUGGGGCCCAGGAGCUCAUCAUGGGGCCCAGGAGCUCAUCAUGGGGCCCAGGAGCUCAUCAUGGAGCCCAGGAGCUCAUCAUGGGGCCCAGGAGCUCAUCAUGGGGCCCAGGAGCUCAUCAUGGGGCCCAGGAGCUCAUCAUGGGGCCCAGGAGCUCAUCAUGGGGCCCAGGAGCUCAUCAUGGAGCCCAGGAGCUCAUCAUGGAGCCCAGGAGCUCAUCAUGGGGCCCAGGAGCUCAUCAUGGAGCCCAGGAGCUCAUCAUGGGGCCCAGGAGCUCAUCAUGGAGCCCAGGAGCUCAUCAUGGGGCCCAGGAGCUCAUCAUGGAGCCCAGGAGCUCAUCAUGGGGCCCAGGAGCUCAUCAUGGGGCCCAGGAGCUCAUCAUGGAGCCCAAUCGCUCUUAGAGAAGACACUUUGAGAAAGCAAUACAAUAGAAAGCAAUAA